Condylostylus longicornis is the source of this 3914-nucleotide messenger RNA. It is a transcript of the gene Gyg, whose product is annotated as glycogenin-1. The transcript is spliced from 11 exons. The record is from RefSeq and is a predicted model, not a curated record. NCBI's taxonomy places the organism in Eukaryota, Metazoa, Arthropoda, Insecta, Diptera, Dolichopodidae. Gene Ontology annotation, cellular component: cytoplasm. The coding region runs from base 412 to 3588 and encodes 1058 amino acids. Gene Ontology annotation, molecular function: glycosyltransferase activity.
GGUUAAGAUACGAAUAGGAACGUACCUUUUAAAAGAGCGCGGCUAAUAAUAAAAAUAUUGUUAUUUUUAUUAGAACAAAAUUAAAUACAAUUUUUUUUUGUCUUGUCAAAUUUUUUUUUUUCUAAUUUUCCAUUAGAAAAUUAAAAUUUCUUAUUUUUGUCAUCAUUACUUAAAAAGAUUAUUUUUUUUGUAUGAUUAUAGAAAUUUUAUAAUUUCUUAUUCGUAUUUUUUGUAUACCGCCAAUAUACACUCGCUAUCAAAAUAAAAAAAAAGUAUAUUUAUAUACAUUUUUGUGAAAAAAUAAUUGAAUUAUUAAAAUAUUGAGUUUUUGGUUAAUUUUCGGUGAAAAAAGUUUUGUUUUAAUAAAGAAAGAAUUUCCUAUAUUAAAAAAAUUAAAAAAAUAUAAUCAAAAUGAGCAAAUUCGCUUGGGUUACGUUAACUACAAAUGAUACGUACUCAUUGGGUGCAUUGGUUUUAGCAAAUAGCUUAAAAAGAGUAGGUACAGCACAUCAAUUGGCAGUACUUGUAACACCGAAUGUGUCAGAUACUAUGAAAUCAAAAUUAAAAGACGCAUUUAAUGUUGUACAAGAAGUUGAUGUAUUGGAUUCUAAGGAUGAAGCUAAUUUAGCACUUUUAGCACGUCCAGAAUUAGGAAUCACAUUUACGAAAUUACAUUGUUGGAGAUUAGUGCAAUUUGAAAAAUGUGUUUUCUUGGAUGCAGAUAUUUUAGUUUUACAAAACUCUGAUGAAUUAUUUGAAAGAGAAGAACUUUCAGCUGCACCAGAUGUUAGUUGGCCAGAUUGUUUUAAUUCUGGUGUAUUUGUAUAUCGUCCAAAUUUAGAAACAUUUAAUAAAUUAAUUGAAUUCGCUGUAAAAAAUGGUAGUUUUGAUGGUGGUGAUCAAGGUUUACUAAAUCAAUACUUUUCUGACUGGGCAACUAAAGAUAUUAGUAAACAUUUACCAUUCACAUAUAAUACAGCCGCAUACGCAGCAUAUUGUUAUUUACCAGCUUUUAAACAAUUCAGAGAUCGUAUCAAAAUUUUACAUUUUGCUGGCAAACUUAAACCAUGGUUAGCAACAUUUGAUUCACAAAACAGAAGAGCUCACACACCUCAGGGAUAUGAACAUGCUGCUGACUUCAUUCAAUUAUGGUGGAACAUCUUUUGUGAUCAAGUUCAUCAAAGUUUACAUAAUUCAAUGAUUUAUUCAACAUCAGGCAGAACUUAUCAAGAAAAUUCAUAUCCAAUAAUUAUUUCUGAAACAAUUAAUCAAAAUCCGAUACUUUUCCACGAUCCAUGGGAAGAUUACUAUGAAAAAUUGGAAAAAUGCAAUAUUUAUGAAAAAAAUCUAUUUGAAAAUAAUUUCUUUAAUGAAAAGACAAUUCACAAUUAUUUAAAUACUAAUACUAAUAGUAAUAAUAACAAUGAAAAUAUUACAGAAACUGAAAUCAAAACUAAUUUAAUUAAUAACGAACAACUAAAUAAUAAUAAUAAUAAUAAUAAUAAUAAUAUAUUAUUAGAUUGUUAUACAAUUGAAAAUACAAAUCUUGAAACAUUUGAAGACAAUAUUAAUUUGCAAAAUAAUAGUGAUAAAAAUAUUAGUAGUGACAUUACUUUUCCAAAUAAUAAUUAUAAAAAAAAUACUAAUGAUAAUUGUAAUUAUAAAAAUAUUGAAGAAAUUUCAGAAAAAAUUUCUACACCACCACCAUCACCACCACUACCAUCUUCAUAUUCACAAUCAAUUCAAAACCAACAACAAUAUGAUUUAAAAAUGCAAUUACAAACACAAAAUAAUAAUAAUAAUGAAUUAAUAUCACCAAAUAAAGCAACAUCAGAAUCAAUUAAUUUUAAUAACACACAAAAUUUUAAUAAUAAUAACAAUGAUAAAAGACUUAAUAAUAAUAAUGAAAAAAAUACAAACAAUAUUAACAACAAUAAUGAAAAUAUUGAUAAUAAUAUUGAAGUAAAUUAUUAUAAAAAUAAUAGCAAUGAUUUUUCAAAUAAUAUUGAAAAUACAAAAAAUAUUGAUGAAGAGAGUGGGUUAGCUGGUGUACUUUCAACAUUAAGAUUAGGUGAAGCAAAAACACCCGAACAAGAGGCUUAUGAACAAGCAAUGAGACGUCAAUGUUGGGAAUCUGGUAACAUUGAUUACACUGGAAAAGAUUCAUUUGACAAUAUUUGGAAGAAAAUAUCUCAAACAAUUGACGGCAAGCCAAAGUCUGAUAAUAAACAAGAGUCUGCUAGCCGAUUAACAUCAGCCGAUAUUGAAGAUGGAAAAAUUGAAUUUGAUAAAAAAACUGGUGCUACAAUUCUUUAUAAAAUAAUACCCGGUGGUUGGACAAAAACAAUUACAACACAACAGCCAAAUGGUACAAAAAAAAGUGAAACAAAAACUUUUUAUGAUCCAGUACCUGUGACUGAUGAAGAAGAAAUUAAAAAACUUCAAAAUCGUACUGAUGGUAAAACAACCGUUGAACAUCGUAAAAUUCCUGGUGGACGUGAAGAAAUUCAUACUACUGUUUAUCCUGAUGGUACAUCAAGUACUCAAAUAAAAACUUUCUAUGAUAGUGGAGUUGAUGUUAAUGAAAAUGAAACAACUAAUAGAAAUACAACAAAAAAGAAUACAACUGCUGUACAAAAAGUUAAAAAACAAGAUUCACAGGACAAUCAAAUACAGGAAAUUCAACAAUAUAAUAGAAGAGAUAGCAAAAAUAUUGCAAGACAAGAAAAAAAUAUUGUUCAACAGUUCUCAGAGGAAACUGUUGAAGAACAUCGCCGUGUUACUAAGGUAUCUGGUAGACAAGUAACAAAAACUGAUUCAGUUGAAGAACAACAACAUAAUGUUCAAGCAAUACAAUCAAAAACUGGUAAAAAGGUGAAAAAAACAGAUUCUGUUGAAGAAUAUACAGUAAAUGAUAAAAAAGAUGUUACUAAAAAGAAGAAGAGAACAGCAGCACCACCACCACCAACUUUGCCACCAGAAUUUGCUGAUGGUAAAACAACUGUUACAUCAAAAAAAAUCAACGGUGGUACCGAAUACACAUAUACUACUGUUAAUAAGGAAGGUAAAACAAUGAUAUCAACAAAAACUGUUUAUGAAGAAGAAGAAGUUGAUAUGACUGAAGAAGAAAUAAAACAAUAUCAGAAACAAUUGAAAGAAGCUAAAAAACAUGAAAAUCUUCAAACGGAAAAAACUUUAAAAACAAAAGAUGGAAGUAUUAAAAAAGUUGUUCCAUCAGAAAAUCCAGGUGAUGUUACAACUGUUGAAGAGAAACGCAUUCCUGGUGGCACCGAAUAUCAUUAUACAACCGUGACUAAAGAAGGAAUUGUUAAAAAGUCUAGUAAAACUAUCUAUGAUCCUGUACCAGUUGAGAAGAAAAAUGGUGAUGACACCUCUGAAGAAGAAAUAAUCGAAGAAUAUGAGGAAGAAGUUAUUGCACCAGGUGAACAAGUAACAAAAACAAUUGUUAAAAAUGUACAAAUGGUAAAAGAAGAGAAAAGAGAAACGUUCGAAAGAAUCACAACUGGUUCUGUCGUUGUUUCUGAUAUCUCAGAAAAGAAAAAGGGAAGAAAAGCUAUCAAAAAUUAAAUUUAAAUAGAAACCAGAAGAAAAUUUAAGAAAAAAGUCUGAUGUGUUUGCUAAAAUAUCUAAAAACUAAAAUAUAUAAUUAUAAUUAUAUACAUGCAUAUUAUAAUAUGUACAUAAAUAUAUACAUACAUACAUGUAUACAGGCGUUAUAUAAAACUAUUGUAUACAUUUUUUUGUUUAAUUUUUGUUUUAUUUUUGCUUGUUAUAUUCUCAAAUUGUGAACAUAAAGUUACUAUUUAUUUAAACAUAAAAUUAUUUAAUAUGAAAAUGAAAAAUAUUUGAUCAAAUUAAAAAUAUUGAUACUCGUAUAAAUGUUUAUUUAGAUG